Molecule: messenger RNA, 7040 nt
Organism: Pecten maximus
Lineage: Eukaryota; Metazoa; Mollusca; Bivalvia; Pectinida; Pectinidae
Product: syntaxin-6-like
Exons: 8
Coding region: 139-891 (250 amino acids)
Biological process (GO): Golgi vesicle transport
Cellular component (GO): membrane
Source: RefSeq, a predicted model, not a curated record
AUGAGUCCUAUAUUUUUUUUAUAACACACAAUUCUUGUCUCGACUCCAGGGACGGAUGUGAAAUAGAUUCUUUUAAAUAACGAUAGUGUGAGAUGAAGCUUUAAAAGACGAACAUUUCCAACUUUAUUGAGACGCAGAAUGUCUCUGGAAGACCCGUUUUUCGUUGUCAGAGAUGAAGUACAAAAGGCUGUUCAAUCAUCUAGAAAUUUGUACGAGCGAUGGUGUGAACUCCUGGACAACCCAAAGUCUGUAUCUAAAGAGGAAUAUGAUUGGACAACCAAUGAGUUGAGGAAUAGUUUGAGAAGUAUAGAAUGGGACCUGGAGGAUUUGGAGGAAACUGUAGGUAUUGUGGAGAAGAAUCCCAAAAAGUUCAAAAUAGAUACCUCAGAGCUGCUUGACAGGAGAGCUUUUAUUGAUCGGACCAAAUCAGCUGUUCAGCAAAUGAAAUCCCACUUAACCAGUCCCAAAGCUAAACCAAAGGAAGAUCUGGGUCCUCGACAGGCAUUAAUAUCCAAUGGUGCUGGUAAACAAUAUGACCGUUACACCAAACUUGACCAGGAUAUGGAGCAAGCCAACCAGAGGUUUAUUGAUGAUACUUCCCAACAACAGCAGCUCCUGAUAGAAUCUCAGGACGACCAGUUAGACAAGAUAGGUACCAGUGUUGGUGUGCUGAAAAACAUGAGUCACCAAAUAGGCAACGAACUAGAGGAACAGAAUAUCAUGCUAGAUGAUUUUGGGCACCAGAUGGAUACAACAGAAUCUAAGAUGGAUGCAACAAUGAAAAAGAUGGCUAAGGUUUUACACAUGUCUAAUGAUAAACGACAGUGGUGUGCAAUAUUUGUUCUCCUAGGUGUGUUACUUAUUGUUGUAAUACUUUUCAUGGUGUUGUGAUUCAAAUGGAAAGCUCUUGUCGCAAUACAAUCUGACCUCUGGCCAUUCCCAAGGUCAUUCAUAAAAACUGUUAUCCAAUCUGGACCACUGAUGUGAAUUCAAACAAGCAGAUGAUGCCUUUCAAACACAACAUACACUUUUUGCAUCUCUCGUCCAUCAUUUUUUGGCAAGAAAUAUACAUGCAAGUUCAACAUUCUAGUCAAGUUACUUGUAUGUAUAGAACUUAAGCUUCAGCUUGCUAUAGUGAUGGUGCAGAUCUGAUCCUAUCCAUUUCAUUAGGCCUAUGACUAUAGUACCAGCAUGUUACCAUGACUGUUAUCUGAAGAGAUUCCCUUGGUAUCUUCAGGAUCUCUAACAAAAUCACUCACAACUGUUUUAAAAAAAUCAUUGGAUGAUAUUAUUUUUACAUGUCGAGUACUUCCAGCAGAGAACCUUGUCAACGAAAGAGUAAAUCCAACUGAGCUUUAAGGCAAAGCAAAAAAAUUUUGUUGUUUUCCAUUAACCUACAGACCCAAAUUUUUUUGUGGCUUACCUAAACUUUCUUUCACAAUUUUUUCUUAUUAUUAUAUGCACUGUUAAAAUUAAGAUCACCAUCCUAAAUAAUCUUGAUAUUUGUUACAAAUUAAGGUUUUAGUUACCUUCCUGCCAGACAUUUUUCAAAAUUGACUGGAAACAAGCAAAUUUUUUAGCCUCUAGUGUCACAAUUGACAUGUUUGUUGAGGUCAUUCUCAUUCACAGUAGAUAAAAGUUGUAUAGUUCAAGUUGAAAAUAAUUAUAAAUAAGGACAAUUAGAUGUAAUUAUUUGUAACAAGUGUAAAUUAAUGCACCUGAAGUUUAUAAUUAAUGCACCUGAAGUUUGUACUUUAAAAUCGAACAAAAAUAGAUGUGAUGCUUUUGCCUUAGUAAAGUAGAUGAGGGAACUUAUACCAGGGAACACUAUAUUCUUUUGAGAUGCUAAAUUUUCUGUCUUCUUAUUUGAUGAAAAUGGCAACAAUUAAAUGUUGGAGAACUUUCCCAGUAUAGAGUAUUCCAAUUUAAGGAAUAUAUUGAAAAAUGUUUUAUGAAAUGAGCUUUCUUUGUACCUAAAUUCCGCUGACAAAGUCAGGAUUAUAAGCACCGAUUAUUUAUUCUGUAUUGUUACUAUCAUGAGAGAUUUGUUUUUUGUUUUUGGGUGCUCGAGGUUGUUACGAUGGGGAUGUAAGCUAAUAUUAUUUGUGAAAGUGAAAUCAGUUUUAAACUGAAAGGUACUGAUGUUUUUAACUGUGUGUUAUUUAUUUUUCGUGUAUUUUUAACUAUGUGGAUAAUGUAUAUUAUACAAAAAUUGUAUUUUGUGACCAGUUAACAGAUCUAGUGAUACGAUAGAAGGAUAUUUUUAGGAUUUUAUUACAACGCAUGCUAUAUACAUGUAUAUUAGUCAACAAUGCAUCGUUUACAUUCUACAUUCUAUAAGCACUGAUAAUUAAGCUUUGCAUCAUUUAUAUACAUAUACUUGAAAAAAUAGAAUCAACAUGACAACUGUGUUUCACAUAUAAACUUCAUAUAAAAUUGUUAUUUUCGGGCCUAACGGCCAUCUUCAGGCAUUACAUAUAUAUCCUGUCUUACUGUGAUCAGGGCUAUGUGCAAGUACCCGGUAAUAGUGAAGAGAUUUAUCAGUUAACUUGGUGAAAGAUGAAACAGACUUUAAGGCUAAUUAGAUCAGAACGUAUUUGAAGUAUUACUUUAUUAUGCACAGAAUAAUAAUGUACUUAUACUGGAAUUGAUUACGAUGGGAAAAUAUGUGUAAUAAAUUAAAAGUAAACAGAGUUUGUAGCAUAGCCCAUUUAAGUCUUGUGCAGUGGUUGCGGUUAACUUACAGCAAUUAGCAUAAGGUUUUUAACUCACUUAUUCCAUGUUGGCAGAAAUAUGUCACAGAAGUUUUUAUUUAAUUUCUUAUCACUUGGGAUUUUUUGCCCCCUCUCUGAUGUAUUAUAAAGUCAUUAUACUUGAAAACCAUACAGUAUGCUACAGAUUAGUUCAUCCUGUUACUUAUAAUUAUAAAGCAGGGCCCAGUUGUUCAUAAGAUGAUUAGACACAGUUCAACAACUAAUUUUAAAAUCCUGAUAAAAUCAUUUCUGGUGAAGCUAACUUGACAUUUUUUUUAUGAAACUAUUAAUAUCACUCAUCAGUCUCUUCCCACCUGCCUAUUUUAAGGAAUAUACAAACACAGAUUUUAAAGUAAAGGAGAAAUAAAACUUUCUCUAAUCGAAAGAUUAAACUUAUCACGUUUUGAACAACUGGGCCCAGAUGAUAAAUAAAAGUAAAGUUUAUAUGUGGCCAGUGGCUGGGGAUGAAUAAAAGUAAAGUUUAUAUGUGGCCAGUGGCUGGGAAUGAAUAAAAGUAAAGUUUAUAUGUGGCCAGUGGCUGGGGAUGGUGGACAUUUACUGUGGGUACAAGAGGGUAAUUUUGUGUAUAAAGAAAAUGUACUUCAUUUAUUUUGAGAACUUGAAGGGUGCACUUACAAAAAGCGACUUUAUGGUGAACAUGCAUUGCAGCCUAUACUAUAGCGAAUUUAUAGUGAACAUACAUGGUAGCCUAUCUAUGCUUUAGCAAUUUCACGCUGAACAUGCGCUGUGACCACUGAUCAGAAGAAGAAUGAAGUGGUAGAGAGUGAACUAAUAUUAUUGGUGCAUAUAUAGAGGGGUAUGUACAUUUUCCUUAUAAAAUGAUCGACCAAAUGAUGUUAAAAGUUUUACUUCUGAAUCAGUUUCUGUAAAUAGAGGGUGGUAUACACAUUUAAAGUAAAUAUUAGUAUGUAGAUAUACAAUGGCUGGACCAAUGUACAUGUAUACUUGUAGUAUGACUUAACUACUGUAUAUGGACCUACUUUGACAGUCAUACAAUGUGUUAUGUUGUAAUGAUGUGUUGAAAAAUGGAGCAGAACUUCUAAUAUUAUGUUGAAUAUCCAGAAUUCUAGUAACCCAGAUUAAUUGAGGCUGUAGGUAGUUGAAAGCUCUGUGGUGCAAGUAAACUUAACAUUCCACAAAAGCCAGAUAGUAGCAUUGUACACUACUUUAAUUUUUGAAAUGCCAUUUCGUGUUUGGUGCAUGUAUUGUACAGAAGUUUUUGAAGCGUUAAAUGAAUUAUUUUGUACAUUGUGCUAGCCAGUUAUCAUAUUUCAUCUCAUAAGCUUACUAUGUGAUGAACAUAAGAAUUGUGUGCUUAAUAAGACAAGUUAUAUUAACUAUUUAUAGUAGCGGCAGCUGAUGAACAAACAAAAACAGAUAUCACUGGUAUAUGGACACAAUAUUGUGCAUCUAUUACAAGGGACUCGGUUAUCUUAAGCUUUAUCGUCGUUAUGUAAAAAUGAUAAGGAUACCAUUCCUUUCAUCUUCCUUGAAAUGAUUGUUAGAUAUUCAAAAUCCAAGGGUUUAACUGUGAUGUACUUGGCAACUCCAUCCACAUAAACAGAUUAUGAGGCUCUAUUCUCACCAUCUUUGUUUUAACGUGUCAUAGAUUUCUUGCUACCUCUUUCUCUUUGAUCUCUUUGACAAAAACUCACCGAAAAUACAAGGCAGUAUAGCAAUAAAUCUACCUGCUUUGGUGUACUGUUUGUGACGCCUAUGAUAUCUUCUAAGAACAAGUAUAUCUAAGACUAACAAUUGGUCUGAUUUCAUGUCUGUGGCCAGUCAAAUGACUCACCUUGAACCCUCAGGUUUGCAAUGACAUGCAGUAGUCAUGUUUUAAUAGUGCAGACAAAGGCAGGUGUUACAAAGAUUAAGGCAGGAACCCUUGGAUUUCAAAAGAGGGUUCAGGUGUGUAAAAAAAUCAGUCAGUUUUCUCAGAAUUUUUGUUUUAGUUUUUAAGUCAGAUAAUAAAGAGCAUCAUCUCAUACACAUUUACAUCUACAAGGUAUUUAAUUGUCAUUGCUACAGUAUUAUUGUAUCUCAUCCCUAGAAAAUGUCAAAUUUGACUAUCUCCAGUAUUAUCAAUAUCUAUACCCUAGCAUUUUGAACUGUUUAGGGGCUUCAUCAUUCUGAUAAACCAGAGUUACUUCCCUUUGGUCCACUCUAUCAUAAGGUAUAGUGAUAAGCUUGACAACCAUCGAGAAUGGGGCUUCUUCAGAUAUAGUAAAGUAGUUGUACAUUAAGCAGUAAUACAGAUGUGCUGUAAUUGUCACAGUUCAGGUUUUAAUUUUUGAUUUUAUAGAGAAAAGAUGAAAAAAUAGUUGGGAGUUUGCACCUAACUCUUUAUCCUGUAUAUUAUAUUUAGUUUACCUUGUUGUACAGCGUGUUGCAUGUAGAUUUAGUACAUAGAUAAGACACCAAAAACACAACAAUGGUUGUACUUUAAUUAUGCAGGUGUACAGUUCUUCUUUAAGUAUUUUGUUAUUGUUUGUAUAAAGUGCUAGUAAAGGAGGGAUAACAUUGUCUGAUUUUGAGAAGCAUCACCCGAUCUUCUGUGUCUGUAUCAUGCAUGUUGUAAAGGGACAUAACUUUGGUAAUAUUUCAUAGAGUCCAACAAAUAGAAUUUGGGAAUCCCUGUUGUUUUUUUUAAUUUUAAAUAUCAAAUGAAAUAACGCUUCCUUUGAAGAAGAAAUUUUUAACUUAGAAAUUUGUGUAUGUGGUGGUGGGGGGAUAAUAAAUUAAGGACCAAACAAGGGGCCACAAUCUUUUAUUGACUUUCCUUUAGUUCUUUUAGUUAUUGCCCUUCAUUUUUAUCGUAAACUUGAGGAUUAUUUGAUUAUCAUUGCUACCUAAAUUUCUUCAUAUUUAAUGCACAAUGAAUUAUUUGUUUUAACAAACAUGAAAGGCAUUUUGUUUUUCAGCUCCUCUGUGAUCUGAAUAUUGUGAAGGAAAAUGGCAAUUUCUACAUUUUUUGUAAAAUACAAUCUCUAUAUAUACCAUACCCAUUGAACUAAUGAAUGUGCUAUAUUUUAUAAAGGUGUUCACUGUUGUGAUAUGAAACAAGUCAAUAUGCAUAUUCUUCACUUACAGACAUUAAGCUGCAAUAGAAUUAGGUUUCCUAUUAUAUAACAGAAGUUAAAUUGUAUUAAAAACUUCAUUUUCAGUUCUCUUGAUCUAAAAUAUAAGGGUACAUCUGUCAUCAUUCCAUCAUGACUAAGACUUGAGUUGUAUAUCUUCAUCUUUUUUCUGAAAAUUUGUUUGAGUUAGAAUCAGUUGUCUAUCUACCAUGGUUUAAACUUAAGAGAUCUAUAUGUUACUUUCACUGAAAAUCUAAAAACUACCCCUUCUUACUUUCCUACUCAAUUUGAUAUCAAAGAGACCACCACAUCAUGACACCGAUAUUUGUGAUUUGAUAACUAGUCGAAGAGUACUGCCUUAGUAUUUCUAGAAUCUAAAACUUUAACAUAGCUUUGAUUGGCACAUGUUCUCUUCUGAGCUUAACUGACUAUGUGUUAACAGUGAAGACAGGAAACAAAAAUCUGUUGAACAUUACUUAAAUGUGAAAUCUUAAUUGACUUACAUUAAGAUAUAGUGAUAAUUGUAAACCUUCCUUUCACCACAUCAAUGCUUUCAGCAACAUUUCACAUUCAUAUUCACAUUAUAUUCAGAUAAUUUCUAUUUUCCUUCUCUGAACUAGUCUUUUGACAACAUGUUUUUAACCUGAGUCAGAUACACCAAUUCUGAUUGACUAAUCUAGUUUUCGGUAAAAAAAACCUCUCGCAUACUAUUUCCCUGCAGUUUUGUUCAUAGGGACUUGCCACAAAUUCCCAAUCCACGGUCCAUAUUACCUGGGUUUGUAAUUUGUGCCAAAUCCCUAUGGUUUUGUUUGCCCUUUUACUCUGUUAAGAAGGCCCAAUUGGCCUCUUGUUAAUUUUUCUUCAAGUUGCCGCUACUUUUCAUUUUAUCAUGGUUGUUAGAACAUAGGUCACACAAGUUUAGAACUUAAACUUUACCUAUUGUAGCUGCUUCAUACCAGUGAUUAUCAUUAUAGAGAGUUGCAUCUGUUGUACCUACUUUUAUCAAAUUGCAUUUUAAAUGCUACAAGGGUUUUAUUUUAAAACAAAAAUGAUGAGUUUGAUAUGUUAAAACCACCAGCCACAAUGUACUUCUGUAACAUGCACGAUGUGCCUGACUGUAAAUUUGUAUAAAGUAUAUAGUGUAUAUGCCGUGUAUUGAUGAAAUAAACAUCUAUGCAUGGCAAAUUGU